This is a messenger RNA of Menidia menidia (Atlantic silverside), 2101 nucleotides long. NCBI's taxonomy places the organism in Eukaryota, Metazoa, Chordata, Actinopteri, Atheriniformes, Atherinopsidae. The record is from the annotation of a GenBank genome assembly.
CGCAGCUAACCGGAAGUCCAAUGAUGAGGACUCUCUGAGGAGCAGGAAUUGGCCAAAAGCAAGAAGUCCAAACACAGUUUCUAACUCGUAACACCCCUCCUGAGAAAGGAACAGGCUGUUUCCACCCGUGUUGGACCACAAGUCAGAGGCAGAAAUGUCUUCAGCCGUGGAUCUCAAGACCAAAGAGGAGAAGGACGCCGAGUUGGACAAACGAAUCGAAGCCCUGAGGAAGAAGAAUGAGGCUCUAGUCAAGAGGUAUCAGGAAAUAGAAGAAGACAAGAAGAAAGCCGAGCAGGAGGGCAUCGCGAUCACAACGCCCCGUAAGCCCCGCCCCCACGAGCCGGAGCCGGACCGGUGGAGGACGGAGAAGGAAAACUUCACCGUCACAGUCGACCUCUCCAAGCCUGUGGGGGACAAGAGAGUCGUGAAUGACUGGAAACCCGGAACACCUCGAGGUCGGCGGACGCCCGAGGACAGCGACGCCCACAGAGGCCCUGGCGACGCCCACCGAGGUCCUGGCGACGCCCACAGAGGCCCUGGCGACGCCCACAGAGGCCCUGGCGACGCCCACCGAGGCCCCGGCGACGCCCAUAGGGGCCCCGGCGACGCCCACAGAGGCCCUGGCGACGCCCAUAGAGGCCCUGGCGACGCCCACAGAGACCCCGGCGACGCCCACAGAGGGCCUAGCGAUGGACACAGCCCCCCCCGGAGGACGGGGUCGGGCCGAGUGGGCCGUGGAGGUCAAAGGGGAGGGGGGGGGGGCGGGGGAGGGGGGGGGGGGGGGCGGGGGGAGCGGGGGGGGGAGGUCCAGGUGGGGGGGGCGGGGGGGGGCGGGGUCGGGGGGGGGGACUCUCUUUCUGAGGGCAUCCGUGUCUUUUUUAAGCACCCCCAAAAAAAGCUGUCUGAAAAUCCAUUGUGUGUCCGACAGGAAUGGGAGGAGAAGCGGCGGCAGAACAUCGAGAAGAUGAACGAAGAAAUGGAGAAAAUAGCGGAGUAUGAGAGAGGACAGCGGGCGGACGGAGACAAGCCGAUCCGUAACUUCCUGGACGACCCGCGGCGCUCGGGCCCGGCGCCGGACACGGACCGGAAGGAGGGCAGCCGCAGGCACGUGCGGAACUGGGGCGGGCUGGACUUCGACAACGUGAAGACGGGGCCGGAGCUGGAGCGGGAGCGGGAGUGGACCGUGAGUGUGGGCGCGCCGCCGGCCGCGGGCUGCCAGCGCCGGCCCCAAAGCCGUGACGCCAUGCUGUCCGCCCAGAGCCGGCGGCCCGGUCCCAAGGGCUCGGUGGACAUGACCAUGUCCAUGACGGGCCGGGAGAGGGCGGAGUACCUGCGCUGGAAGAAGGAGCGGGAGCAGAUCGACGAGGAGCGGCUGGCACGCCACCGCAACGCCACGGGCCAGUGGAGGCGGGAGUGGGACGCCCAGAAGACGGACGGCAUGUUUAAAGAGGAGUCGAAUGUGGCUCCAGAAGGGACGACCAAGCGGCCUCCCAAAACGCCCACCUUUGGGCAGGAGCCAGGGCCCCCGGGGGGAGCGCAGAGGAGGGAAGGGCAGGGGCCAGAGGCAGAGCUACAGGCUGAGGAGAAGAACGGAGAUGGAGACGAUGAGGACGAGUGGGAGGACGCCAGUGAGGGCGAGGAGGAGCCCGAGGCGGCGGGGGGGCGGAGCGAGCCGGAGCCCGACUCCCCGAGAGACGGGAAGAAGGAGAAACGGGCCAAGGCCGGCUCGCCCACGUCCCCCAAAGCCAGACCCCCUCCGACGGCAGCGGCCAGCCCCAAAGGCCAGCGGACGCCCAGGCCCAAGGUCCACAUCCCCCCCCCGGCAGCCAAUCAGGAGGCCCCCGAGGGCGGCAAGCCCCUCAGCCCCUUCCUGCCGCUGGACAGCCACCGGCCGGUGUCCGACUGGGGGGAGGAGAUGGAGAUGCUGUCGCCCCGCAGCAGCAUGGGGGGGGAGAGCCCUCUGAAGCCCCCCAGCACCGAGUCCAGCCCCCCCCAGAACAAGGACAAGGAGGGGGGGCAGGAGAGGGAGGACAGCCGGACCACCAGCCCCAUCACAGCCACUGAGCCAGAGAGGGAGGAGCCAACAGGUGGUCCCCGUUUC